GUAUGGUCUGAAAAGCAUCGGACACUUUCCUUCGACUUCUUCGACGUUUGUCUUCCGCAACAGCACAUCGAAAUCGUCGGUUAAUUCCGUUUUGAUUUCAUUCUAUUCAACAUGGCCGAUCAGACCGAAAAAGCUUUCCAAAAGCAACCUACCGUAUUCUUGAACCGCAAGGAAUCCAAGAAGAAGAAGUCCCUCCGUCAUUACCGCAGCGUUGGUCUUGGUUUUAAAACCCCAAGAGAGGCUAUUGAUGGAACUUACAUUGACAAAAAAUGUCCAUUCACUGGUAAUGUUUCAAUUAGAGGACGUAUCUUGACUGGUAUGGUGCGUAAAAUGAAAAUGCAAAGGACCAUUGUGAUAAGGAGGGAUUAUUUGCAUUACAUUAGUAAAUAUAAUCGUUUCGAGAAGCGUCACAAAAAUAUGUCUGUACACUUGUCACCAUGCUUCCGUGAUGUGGAAAUUGGAGAUAUUGUCACUAUUGGUGAAUGUCGACCUCUGAGUAAAACUGUCAGAUUUAAUGUACUGAAAGUCACCAAGGGAACAGGAGCAAAGAAAGGUUUCAAAAAAUUCUAGAUUUAAAUGUAAUAUUAUUAUUUUUAUUCAUUCUAAUAAAUUCUAGAAACCCAAAAAAAAA
Sipha flava (yellow sugarcane aphid) is the source of this 631-nucleotide messenger RNA. It is a transcript of the gene RpS11, whose product is annotated as 40S ribosomal protein S11. The record is from RefSeq and is a predicted model, not a curated record. Gene Ontology annotation, biological process: translation. The transcript is spliced from 4 exons. Gene Ontology annotation, cellular component: cytosolic small ribosomal subunit; ribosome. Gene Ontology annotation, molecular function: structural constituent of ribosome. NCBI's taxonomy places the organism in Eukaryota, Metazoa, Arthropoda, Insecta, Hemiptera, Aphididae. The coding region runs from base 112 to 570 and encodes 152 amino acids.